Messenger RNA from Pogoniulus pusillus (Red-fronted tinkerbird), 3261 nucleotides. It is a transcript of the gene CCDC51, whose product is annotated as coiled-coil domain containing 51. Bases 481 to 1740 code for a protein of 419 amino acids. The transcript has 5 exons. The record is from RefSeq and is a predicted model, not a curated record. Lineage: Eukaryota; Metazoa; Chordata; Aves; Piciformes; Lybiidae.
CCUCGGUGGGCCCCUCGAGGACAGCUGCCCGGGGGAGACCAGCGGCUCGGCCCGGCCUCGCCUCCGCACGCACAGAACGACGGGCUGCACAUGGCGCUGGCAGCGGCGGGCGAGGCCUAGGCGGGGGCUCUAGCGAGAAGCCCCCCCCCCGGCGGGCUGCUCUUUCCCACCGGGCGCCUACUGUGGCUGAGCUUUUCUUCUGCAGACUUGUUAGUACCUGUGACAUGGUGCAGGAAACUCACCUGUGAAUGCACAAGCCACAGUUUCAUACGGCAAUCACUUCUGUGCCGAAGCAUUCAAUUACUCUGAAGUUACUCAUGCUAGUACUGGAUCUGCACAUGGCCAUUUUUAGUGCUGUGAGUGAAUUAGUAAUCAAAAAGAAUGGUGGAAGUACUUCCUAAGAACAGGAAAGCAGGAAUCUGUGGUGGAACUGCCCUCUGUUGAAAACUGUGGAAAGGUCUCUAGCACUUUUAUGAAGACAUGGGGCCAAUGAAAUAUAAGUCAAGUGUGUCCACAAUGUCCUGUGGUCUGCAAUAUCACCAUUCAUUGAUAAAGUGGAGUCCAAAAAUGAAUAUACACAUAGUGCGGACUUACUGCUCAUCAGCACCGAAGAGGCCUGAAGCCAAGUCUGCAGUAGAAAUGGCCACUGCUCUCUUUCAUCGUCUGACAGAAGCUGGGACUGUUAUGGGGAAAAACUCCCUUCAGAAAAUGUCUGCAACGUGCAAGAGCUGGUGGGACAGAUACGAAGAGUUUGUUGGAAUUAACGAAGUUCGAGAGGCUCAGGGAAAAGUGACAGAGGCUGAAAAUGUCUUUAUGAUAGCCCGAGGGAUAGUGCGAGAGGCUCGUGAAAGUGUAGAAGCCCAGCAGAUUAAACUGAAGGAAAUCCGGGACCGCUUAGACAGAGUCUCUCGGGAUGACACCCAGUAUUUGGAGCUGGCUACUCUGGAGCAUAGGUUGCUGCAGGAAGAGAAGAGGUACCGAGCUGCAUACAUAAAUGCAGAAGAAUCUGAGAGAGAAAAAUUUGCUCUCUUCUCUGCAGCUGUAAGAGAAAGCCAUGAAAAAGAGCGAACGAGAGCUGAAAAAACAAAGAACUGGUCUAUUAUUGGUUCUGUCCUGGGAGCCAUUAUAGGUGUUCUUGGCUCCACCUAUGUUAAUCGAGUAAGGCUACAAGAGCUGAAAGUCUUGGUGCUUGAAGCACAGAAGGGCCCAAUAAAUUUGCAAGAAGCCAUCAAGGAACAGGCCUCCAGCUAUUACUUGCAGCAAAAGGAUCUCAGCGAUGUCAUAGCAGACCUGAAAAGCGUCCUCCAAACAAGGACGUCACAGGAAAUAAAAGGCAGCACUUUGUUAACUAGAGAAGACAAGAAUAACGCCAUGAAAAUAGAUUCUCUUUUAAUCCCUUUAAACGAACAGCUCAGCUACACAAAACAAGUCAGUUCGUGUCUCGGGACUUUACAGCAGCAGUUGAGCCAUCUGCAGGAGACCAUAGCACAAGUCGUUGCUGAAGUGCAGGCUGUUAAAGUCGCAGUCCAUUCUAGACCAGUGGAAAGAGUGACACCAAGGUCGUCAGCAGAGGGCAAGAGCCAGACCUCUGCCGUGAGAGAUGUCAUUUUAGAAUUGUGUGAUACCGAGCGGAGACUGGAAACACAAAUCAAGAGAAAUUCUAUUUACAGCACCGCAGUGACAUGUGCUGUGUUUGCUGUUACUCUGCCAGUACUCUACGUUAUCCUUAAAGGGAACUGAGCUCUAAUUCAUUGCCACAAUUUACUAGAUUAAUAAAAGUAGACUUGCACUCUGAGUACUUGGAGUACAAGUCCAAAUGAAGUUGUGUUAGUGUUUCUCCUUGUGCUUUCUCUUGAAUACUUGGAAAAUGGGAAGAGACUUUAUCUACUGCUGCAGGCUCCAUGUUAACAGUCUUUGUCAUGCGUUGUGGCUUUUAACUCCUCAAGUGAUGGAAAAUCCACAGUUUCAUCUGUUAAUUCAUUCGCUGCUUCACUCUCUUACUGUCUUUUCUCUGUCCCGCAAGUCUUGCACUCAUGUUGUAUUCCCAAUUAUCUGUUCAGAUUAGUUUUUUCAUCUGUCAUUUCUCUAAGUGCCUCACAUGAAACCCUUUAGAAUAUUGCUUCUGAUUUCUUCAUAGUUUUGCACUUUGUCCAUACAUAAAACAUGCAAAGUCGUUUUACCAAGUGGGUAGAAAUAUUUGCCCUGAUGUGGUUUUGGUUUAGUUUGCUUUUUUAGUUCUAGAUACAAUGCAGUGACUUGUGACAUGCUGAAGAGCAGGCACUAUGUAAAUAAGGAGCGUUGAAGUUAGCAUCCUACAAUGUUGCCUCACAGCCAGGUGGUGCAUUUAGAAUACAUUUACCUUAAAAUUGGUAACUUUUGCUUAAGACAGUUUUAUCACAAAGUAUCCAAAUCAUUGCUAGAGUUUUAGCUGUGUGUUACCAACAGCUCCAAGUCCUUAAAGACUUGUAGGCAGGGAAAGAGGAAAAGGACUGAGAUACGGAGAAUUCGGUAUGAUGAUGUUUAUUCUGCAGGUGCAAGCCAAUGAUCCUUUCUCCACAGAUUCAUUAACCUGUCAUUCCUUAGGUAUUUUGUGGUUUUAGUAAUGAACUGUGAAGCAAUCACUUUCUUAUCCUCACUGGUAUCUCUUUGGAACUUACUCCAGUUUUUAUUCUUGUUUUGAUUUUGUCAUAUCUGGAAAUUGAAAUGCUGCUCUACAGCAGGUGCUUUCAAGCUGGUAUAUUAGUGAUAACAGUGUUAUGCAAACUACUUCAAAAGAAUAUUUGGAAAAAAGCUGUCUGUUUUUCCUGGAAGGAUGAGGAAUGGUUGAAUGAAGUAAAAGGCUUAUCAGUAUCUGUGUGUGGCCUCACAUGGCAGUUGUUGGUAUCGCUGUGAUAAGAAAGAGUUUUCUCCCUGGUGUGAUGGCAGUAGAUGAGCAAAUUAGAUGUUGAACUCUUGCUCUAUGAGCACUUCUGUGGAAGCUUUGCAGAGAAAGGAGUGACAAGCUCACCUCGUGCUGUAAUGCCUUUGUGUAAGCAUUUCAGGAUGACUAAGUUGUGCCUAGCAUGGUCUACUAUAGUUUUUUUUUUCUAUAAUCUCUAAUUCCCUGUGCCCAGUAACCAUAUUUUAAAAGUUUGGAUGAUCAGCUUCUAAGACUGUAAGAUCUUUGGCACAGGGACAUUUGCCCUAUGAGGCACCAACUUCAUUUGGUAUCAUUAGAUGCUAUUAAUACAUGACUGAAUAAACAAACAAUAUUAGCAAAAA